Vigna radiata var. radiata (mung bean) is the source of this 650-nucleotide messenger RNA. RefSeq lists its product as uncharacterized. The coding region runs from base 123 to 509 and encodes 128 amino acids. Lineage: Eukaryota; Viridiplantae; Streptophyta; Magnoliopsida; Fabales; Fabaceae. The transcript is spliced from 2 exons. The record is from RefSeq and is a predicted model, not a curated record.
UUGUCAUCAACAGCACGAUAAAUAUCCGGGGACUGCUAAAGAAUCGUUUUUUCUUGUUUUGCCGGACUUCUUAGUCGAAUCCCUUUAUUGGUGACAGAGCACAAGAGUUUAUUGCUACCUUUAUGGCGGGCAAGGGUAUUGGUUCAGUGACAAAGGCAGUAGCAGAAUAUCAGUAUCCCUGGCGUGAGAAGUUAGUGAAAUACAAGGAUGAACUUGCUAAGGGAGUAUGGGGAUACUGGAACCUGGGCGCAUGGAAGCCACUGAGUAUCAGUGCUCGACGACGUGCCAGACUGCGAAAGGAAGUGCUCCUUGCUGGGGAAGAUUGGCCCUAUGAUCCUGAAAGAAAGGAGAUGAAGACCAGGAGGAAAGGACACAAAUGUGAUAGGAUAUCUGCCGAGAAGCGGGAAAACACGGCAAAGUUGAUGGAGAAGAUGCCCCAGAUGUUGCAGGAUUACAAGAAGAGAAGGUGGCAGAAGAAGAUGAAGGAAGAAGACAAGGGAAAACUUUGAUUUGGCUCCUCCUCUAAUUUGGGAAGGUUUGUUACAAACUGUCUUUAAGAGAUGGUACAUUAUGUUACACCUGCUUUUGGGCUUACUUGAUGAUUAACUUUUGUUAUGUGUUUCAAUUCAUAAUCACCCCUUCUAAGAAUA